AUAGCCUGCAGCUUCUUAUCUCAUCUAUUUAUUCCUUUUAACUUAUCUGUAAAUGUGGCAACUCAUCAGACGCAGACGCAGUGACAUUAGUCACAGUACAAACUUCACAGUACACACCCUCACUGGUGAGGAGGGGAGACAAGAAGCAGACGUGUCUGAGGAAUACGUUGUUAAUUUUUACUCCUGCCCUCGGCCGAUGUCCAUAUAAUAUUACAUACUGGUGUAGCAAACUAGCGAAGGCGUACAGGGAAGAAACACUUGUUACUGUAAUAGCUUUUGCACAGACCAUGGAUAAGGUAGUAAAGGAAUGUAUGGUGUGUCAAACCACAUGGGAUAACAAACGUCAUCAGCCAGUGGCAUUACCUGCUUGUGGACACAGUUUUUGUAGGCAUUGCCUCAUAAAGCUACGUAAUGUCAAGGAAGUUGUUGAGUGCCCCAUAUGCAGGAAAGUUCUUGUGGAUUUGCUUCCUGAAGAUCUACCAGUAAAUUGGGCUUUACUACAGUCUGUUGAUCCCAGUCCUAAUAUGGAGUUUGAAGAGUGGGCAAGAGCAUCUGGCUUGACAGAUUCUACCAUUAAGAAACUGGUGUCUGAGGAUUUGAAUUCAAGGGUGGCCCUCAAGUUACUGAAUGGAAAUGAUAUCUUUGAACUAGGCCUGACUAUUGGUCAACGGAAAAUAUUGAUGGCAAUUGUGGAGGAACUGCAAGAACCUGAAACAAGGAAAGAUACCCAGAAAGCACCAUCUGAUGGCAAGAAACAGCAGUCAUCUGAUAAUAAUAUGCCUCUGAAGAAGGAAGAUCCAGAAGGUGAAGAUCCUAAGAGUGAUAAGAAAAAUGAUGUUGCUAAGAAGAUCAUCAUCGGUACUGCUGUUGGAGGAUUAGUUGGAGUGGGUGCGGUGGUUGCUGCUCCGUUUGCUUUGGCAGCUGCUGGAUUCACAUCUGCAGGCAUUGCUGCUGGUUCCCUGGCAGCUUCUAUGAUGUCUUCAGCUGCCAUAGCCAAUGGGGGAGCAAUUGCUGCAGGCAGUACUGUAGCUGUUCUACAGUCAAUAGGUGCUGUUGGCAUUCCCUUGGCUGCAAAUGUUGCUAUUGCUGGAGGUGCAACAGCUGCAGGUUUAGGUGUUGGUGCUGGGGCAGCUGCCCUAGGAGCCAGAAACAAAAAGGACACAGGCAGUGAAAAAAAGAAUGAAGACAAUGAUAAUGAGGACAAACCAAAUGUCAAAAUAGACAAACCCCUGUGACAAAAAAUAAUUAUUAAGAAUUGGGAUUAUUCAAAUGUAUUAGAGUGCCUAUGGAUCAAAUAAUGGUAAUGCCUUUGCUUCUAAGUGUAUUAGUGAAAAAAAUAAAUAAAUAAAAAUAAAUAAAUGAAUAAAUAAAUAAAAUUAUCACAUUUGAUGACUCAUAAGAUGGACCUUUUCUCCAAAAAAAAAAAUGUCUCAGAAAAUAAACCUGUGCCCUAUGAGGCCAAGGCUCAGCACUGAGGAAGUAGUUGGUGGUAAGUCUAUGGCAACAGAGGCUCUAAAAUCAAACUCAAGACAUCUUCACACAUGUAAACAAAGUGAUGAUUGGUAUUACACCACAAAACAAUUCUUUCUUUCAAAAUAACAACAUAUAAUAGGGCAUACUUACCAGUAAUUCACAUAAAAUGACACCAGUCAGGAAGAAUUUGCCUAAGUGACCAUGCACCAUGCAUUGCAUGUACCAAAACAAACAUGCAGUCAGUUACACACUGAACCCAGUGACAUGGGCAAGCUUCACUGCAUUCUUUACAGUGUGAUGCCACUACUCCUUGAGGUAAGACACACUUUCAUACAAUUAAAACUGCACCUACCUUUUAACAUUCUUAUGAACAAACUUUAUUACCCCUGUAGUCUCACAGUCACUGCCAAUGCCAUAUGCCAGGUACAUGUUUACAUCUCACAACAGGAUUGGUAUGUAGGCUACUAGCAAAUAUUUAUGUUUUCAAAUGCAAAAUAUUGGAAUCUAAUAAUGAUCUAAAUGGAUAUGAGAGUCUUCAAAUGUCAGAUGAAAUCCUUCACCUCAUAUUCAGAGCUUAAAUCUGCUCAUUUAUCUUUUUUUUCAUUUCAAUGUCAACCAAAACUGGGUGCGUCUUAUGAGUCCAUGCAUCUUAUGAGCCAUCAAAUAUGGUACUUUUUAUAUUUAUUGUUCAGACAUUGUGUGGGUUUUUAAACAAAAUUAAGUCAUUUUGCCUCAUCAAUUUCUCUUUUGACAGAUUUUCUUGAUUCUUUCACUCACUGCUUUAAUUUCUUCUUAUUAUUAUUAUUUUUAGACUUGUGGAAAAGUCUGGAUGUGUUUGUAGGAGGAAGUUAAAAGUGAAUGUUAGUAAAAGUAAAGUAAUAAAAUGUUUAAGAGAGAUAGGUGAUUAAGGGAUGGAUGUAAGAUUGAAUAGAGAACAGCUGGAAGAGGUGGAUUGUUUCAAGUAUUUGAGAUCAAAAGUUACAUUGAAUGGACAUAGGUGAAGUGCAGAGUGAAAGAAACAGGAGAGAUAUUUGGUGGACUGAAAAAGAUUUUAAACAUGGGAUACUGGGUAUAAGUGUUAAGAGUGGGUUGUAUGAAGUAAUAGUGAUGCCCACUGUACUGUAUGGUACUAAAACCUAGAGCAUGGGAGAAGAAACAGUUAAAUGUAAUGGAAACUAAAAGUGUGCAUGGAGUAACAUGGAGGGACAGAAGAAAUAGAUAAGAACAGGUGUUUUGAGAUAGUUGGGUGGACAGGCAGAUCAGUGUUUGUUAAGAUGGUUUGGGCAUGUGGAGAGAAUGGAGGACAGAAAAUCAAUAAAGAGCUGAGGUUAGAUGUGCAUGGCAAAAGAUUAAGAGAUGGCCUCACCUGGAGUGGAUUAACUGUAUGAAGAGAGCACUGAAUGAGAGGCAUGACUGCAGCAAGGAAGAGUGAUUGUGUGUGUUAUAGAUGAAUGGAUAGUGGUAGUAGUGAAUAUAUGAAAAAUUAUGCAGUCUUAUUGGCCCCUGGUAGAGCGUUAGGGAGUACUCUGUAGCAAUACCACUGCAUCUACAGCAGCUCUGGAUUGGAAUAGUUGCAGGGAAGGGAGUAGUCUCAUUAUGAAGGAGCAGGGGUAAAGAAGUGUAUUGUAUGCUGUUGGGCCUUGCUACAUAUGUAUGUAACCAGCUGAGCUAUACCUAAGCUCCUGGGGUGUGAUACAGUGGUCCUCAAACCUAUCCCAUUCCACCAGGGGCUAAUGGGGCAAGAGUGUGAAUAGUGUAUGAGUGUGUGAUGCUUUGUUUGGGCCACACCAUGUGGGAGUGCCAGCCUGGUAUGUAAAGAGAUAAACAAUUAUUGUUUCUAUUAUAAUUUUUAUUUUUAUCAUUAUUAUUAUUGAUACCGAUAUUAUUGUUAGUAAGACUGGCUUAUUGUAGCUUCCAUUAUGAAUUUCAUUGUCAUUAUCUUGUGUCAAUUAUUGUCAACGAUUGAUAUUAUUUUUUAAAUAAUGCUACAGAUUCAGUUCUGCAGUGAUAGCAUAUUUCAACUAAUUGAAGCACAAAUUACAUACAAGAACUUUCAAACAUUAGACUAGGGUUUCUAUAUACUGUUUUGCAUUAAUAUAUUUGUACUGUAUUAAAUAUAAAGUAUGUCAUUAUCAA
Messenger RNA from Scylla paramamosain (green mud crab), 3609 nucleotides. RefSeq lists its product as uncharacterized. The record is from RefSeq and is a predicted model, not a curated record. NCBI's taxonomy places the organism in Eukaryota, Metazoa, Arthropoda, Malacostraca, Decapoda, Portunidae. The transcript has 9 exons. Gene Ontology annotation, biological process: apoptotic signaling pathway. The coding region runs from base 288 to 1235 and encodes 315 amino acids. Gene Ontology annotation, cellular component: mitochondrion; membrane.